This is a messenger RNA of Camarhynchus parvulus, 2638 nucleotides long. It is a transcript of the gene SP1, whose product is annotated as Sp1 transcription factor. Gene Ontology annotation, molecular function: RNA polymerase II cis-regulatory region sequence-specific DNA binding; DNA-binding transcription factor activity, RNA polymerase II-specific. NCBI's taxonomy places the organism in Eukaryota, Metazoa, Chordata, Aves, Passeriformes, Thraupidae. The transcript has 6 exons. The record is from RefSeq and is a predicted model, not a curated record. Gene Ontology annotation, biological process: regulation of transcription by RNA polymerase II. Bases 157 to 2415 code for a protein of 752 amino acids.
GCGGGGGGCGCUCCGCGUCUCCUGCCCGGGGCAGGCCCCGGUGCGGGGCGCUGGGGGUGAGGGCAGGAGCGGGGGGCGCAGGAUGAGGCCGGCGGAGGAUGAGGAGGCUCCUGAGCGCUGGGAGAGGAAGGACUCGACCAAGAGAGCACCGAGGAGAUGUCGGCUGUGAAGCCCGACAAGGGCGAAGGCGACGCCAGCAGCACGAGCAGCGCCGGCGGUGGGGAGGCCCAGGAGUCACAGCCGUCCCCGCUGGCCCUGCUGGCAGCCACCUGCAGCCGCAUCGAGUCUCCCAAUGAGAACUCCAACAGCUCCCAGGGCCAGCAGGGCGGGAGCGGCGAGCUGGACCUGAACGCGGCCGCCGCCCAGCUCACCCAGUCGGCCAACGGCUGGCAGAUCAUCUCGGCGGGCUCCAGCACCCCCACGGGCUCCAAGGAGCCGGGCAGCAACGGCAGCAACGGCGGCGACGCCUCCAAGAGCCGCCCGGUCAGCACCGGGCCCUACGUGGUCACCUCGGCGUCCGGCCUGCAGAACCAGCAGGUGCUGACGGGCCUGCCGGGCGUCAUCCCCAACAUCCAGUACCAGGUGAUCCCCCAGUUCCAGACCAUCGACGGGCAGCAGCUGCAGUUUGCCACCACCCCGGCGCAGGUGAACGUGCAGCAGGAUGCCUCGGGGCAGCUGCAGAUCAUCCCCGGCUCCAACCAGCAGAUCAUCACCAGCCGCGCGGGCGGCAGCAACCUCAUCGCCAUGCCCAACCUGCUGCAGCAGGCCGUGCCCAUCCAGGGCGUGGGGCUGGCCAACAACAGCCUCUCCGGGCAGACCCAGUACGUGGCCAACGUGCCCGUGGCCCUGAACGGCAACAUCACCCUGCUGCCGGUCAACAGCGUGGCCGCCAGCCUGGCCCCCACGUCCCAGACGGGCACCCUGAGCAGCUCGGGCUCGCCGGACAGCAGCUCCCAGCCGGCCACCUCGGGGGCUGCCAGCAGCUCGGCCAGCACGGCCACGUCCCAGGCCAGCUCGGGCGCCUUCUUCACCAACGCCAACAGCUACUCCACCACCACCACCACCAGUAACGUGGGCGUCAUGAAUUUCUCCACCAGCGCCACGGUGGGCACCAACGUGCAGGCGCAGACCCCCCAGAGGGCCAGCAGCGUCCCCAGCUCGGACUCUCUGCAGACCCCGGUGUCGGGGGUGGCCCUGCAGCCGGGCCAGCAGAAGGAGGGCGAUCAGAGUCAGCAGUCGCAGCAGCAGCAGCAGCAGAUCCUGAUCCAGCCGCAGCUGGUCCAAGGAGGGCAGACAAUCCAAGCCCUCCAGACCACCCCGCUGUCUGGCCAGACCUUUGCCACUCAAGCCAUCUCCCAAGACACCUUGCAGAACCUGCAGCUCCAAGCCGUGCCCAACUCCGGGCCCAUCAUCAUCCGCACGCCCACGGUGGGUCCCAACGGGCAGGUGAGCUGGCAGACCAUCCAGCUGCAGAACCUGCAGGUGCAGAACCCGCAGGCGCAGACAAUCACGCUGGCCCCCAUGCAGGGCGUGUCGCUGGGCCAGACGGGCAGCACCAGCACCACGCUGACCCCCAUCGCCUCCCUGCCCAGCGGCACCGUCACUGUCAACGCCGCCCAGCUCUCCUCCGUGCCGGGCCUCCAGACUAUUAACCUCAGUGCCUUGGGAGCGUCCGGGAUCCAGGUGCACCAGCUGCAGGGGCUGCCCCUGGCCAUCGCCAACGCCCCCGGUGAGCACGGGGCCCAGCUGGGGCUGCACGGCGGCAGCGGGGACGGGCUGGGCGACGAGAGCACGGCCGUGGAGGAGGGGGAGACCAGCCCCGACCCCCAGCCCCAGCAGGGCCGGAAAACGCGCAGGGAAGCCUGCACCUGCCCCUACUGCAAGGAAGGAGAGGGCAGGAGCUCUGGGGAUCCAGGCAAGAAGAAGCAGCACAUCUGCCACGUGCCGGGCUGCGGGAAGGUGUACGGCAAGACGUCGCACCUGCGGGCGCACCUGCGGUGGCACACGGGGGAGAGGCCCUUCAUCUGCACCUGGGUGCUGUGCGGGAAGCGCUUCACCCGCUCCGACGAGCUGCAGCGGCACAAGCGCACGCACACAGGAGAGAAGAAGUUCGCCUGCCCGGAGUGCCCCAAACGCUUCAUGCGCAGCGACCACCUCUCCAAGCACAUCAAGACCCACCAGAACAAGAAGGGAGGCGCCGCCAGCGUGGCCAUGAACGUCUCGGCCGUCCCCAUGGACACGGCGGCCUCGGCCGAGGGCAACGGCGGCGCCACGCCCUCGGCGCUGAUCGCCACCAACAUGGUGGCCAUGGAGGCCAUCUGCCCCGAGGGCAUCGCCCGCCUGGCCAGCAGCGGCAUCAACGUCAUGCAGGUGGCCGACCUGCAGUCCAUCAACAUCAGCGGCAACGGCUUCUGAGGCUUCUGAGCGCGGGGCCGGCACCUCCAGCACUGCCCAGCCGCCACCUCCACCUGAAGGCCAGAGCUAUAUAUAUAUAUAUUUUUUAAUUUCGGCUUGAUUUUUUUUCCCCCCCCUCUUUUUUUGUCCCUUUUCCCUCCCCUCCUGCCUCCCCGUCCCCCCACCCGAGGUCCCUUGGCGUCGUCAUGCCUUGGUCCUUUUAGCAAAAAAAGCAAAAAAAAAA